Aspergillus candidus is the source of this 1844-nucleotide messenger RNA. RefSeq names its product putative dihydroxy-acid dehydratase (gene ilv3C). Gene Ontology annotation, molecular function: hydro-lyase activity. The record is from RefSeq and is a predicted model, not a curated record. Bases 15 to 1844 code for a protein of 609 amino acids. The transcript has 3 exons. Lineage: Eukaryota; Fungi; Ascomycota; Eurotiomycetes; Eurotiales; Aspergillaceae.
AACCAGCAGCAGCCAUGGACCAAGCAAGACAACCCGACAACCACAACACCACCACUAACGACUACAACCUCUCAACCCCCAUCUCCCCAACAACCGGCUUCAAACAAAACCUAACAUCCUACGGAGACGCACACUUCUCCCUGUUCCUCCGCAAAGUCUUCAUCAAAGCCCUGGGAUACUCCGAAGACGCCCUCUCCCGCCCAAUAAUUGGCAUCGUCAACACCUUCUCCGGCUUCAACCCCUGCCACGCGAACGUGCCUCAGCUUAUCGAAGCCGCUAAGCGCGGGGUGCACCUUAGCGGUGGGCUCGCGAUCGAGUUCCCUACUAUCAGUGUGCAUGAGUCGUUUGCGGCGCCGACGAGUAUGUUUUUGAGGAAUUUGAUGAGUAUGGAUACGGAGGAGAUGAUACGGGCGCAGCCGCUGGAUGCAUGUAUUUUGGUUGGAGGCUGUGAUAAGACCGUUCCGGCACAGUUGAUGGGUGGCAUUUCGGCGAAUAAGCCCAUUUUGCCGCUUGUUACGGGCCCCAUGUUACCUGGGAGACACCGUGGACGGCGGAUCGGUGCGUGUACGGAUUGUCGGAGUCAUUGGGCUGCGUUCCGCGCGGGCGAGAUCGAUGUUGAAGAGAUCGCGGCGGUCAAUGAGGAGCUUGCUCCGACGGUCGGCACAUGUGGUGUCAUGGGCACGGCCAGCACGAUGGCGUGCGUGACGGCAGCCCUGGGCAUGAUGCCGCUCCGGGGGGCAUCGGCGCCUGCUGUCUCGUCGGCUAGGAUUCGAGUCGCGGAAGAAACAGGCGCCAAUGCAGUCGCGGUGGCGCAGGCCGGUCGGAAGCCGCAGGAUGUCUUGUCCACGGAAUCAUUCCUGAACGCCAUCACCGUGCUGCAGGCAAUUGGGGGAUCAACGAACGCCGUGGUCCACCUGAUGGCUAUUGUCAACCGUCACCCGCAGGCCCAAGGCGCGAUCACCCUGCAGACAUUCGAAGAUAUCGGCAAGCGGACACCGCUGCUGAUCGAUCUGAAGCCGAGUGGGGACAACUACAUGGAUGAUUUCCACAACGCGGGCGGCAUGCUGGCGCUUUUGCAUACCCUGCGGCCGCUGCUACACCUGUCGGCGAUGACCAUCACCGGUCGCACAUUAGGGGAGGUAUUGGACUCUUCUCCCUUUCGGACGUUCCCGCUCUCGCAGCAGAUCAUCCGACCCUUGUCCGACCCGCUGCACCCGGCGUCGUCGCUCGUCGUUCUCCACGGGAAUAUCGCGCCCAAGGGCGCCGUCAUGAAAGCGUCUGCGUCCAAAGACCGCAGACUCCUAUCCCACAGAGGACCCGCAGUGGUGUUUGAAAACUCAGCAGAUCUAGCACAGCGCAUCGACGACGCCAACCUCCCUGUCACGCAAGACUCAGUACUCGUCCUCAAAGGCAUCGGCCCAGUCGGCAACCCAGGGAUGCCCGAAGCGGGGCUCAUCCCCAUCCCACGCAAGCUCGCGACACAGGGCGUCAAGGAUAUGCUCCGCCUGUCAGAUGGCCGUAUGUCGGGGACAGCGGGGGGGACCAUCGCCCUUCACAUUUCUCCUGAAGCAGCCCUGGCUGAAUCGCCGUUCGGCGUCGUCCAGACGGGUGAUUGGAUUACCUGCGACCUUGAACAGAGGAGACUGCAGCUGGAGAUACCCGACGAAGAGCUGAAAGCGCGCGUGGAUGCGAGGAAGCUGGCUUUGGCUGGCGCGGGUGCCUCCGAACAGGGGCCGAGACGAGGGUACUGUGUUUUGUAUGAGCGGUCGGUGAACCAGGCGGAGGAGGGGGCGGAUUUUGACUUCCUGAUGGCUAGUGGGAUAGCUAAUAGUUCUCGAGAGUAG